AUGCCUCCGAAUGCCACCCCCGUUAACGCUACUGUUUUCGCGUGUGGUAACCCCCCUAUGGCGGCAGAAGAGCACGCCGUUAUGGCUCGAGCCUUCGCUGAGGAACGAAUGAUGAAGAAUACCCAGGUUAAUGCCGAGAUUCCUACUGUGAACGUGUACUUCCAAGUCCUCGCCUCUUCGGAGAAACCAGAAGAUGGUUGGGUAGCUGAUGAUCUCCUACAGAAACAGAUGGACGUGUUAAACGACAACUUCAAUAAACACGGCAUAAAGUUUCAAUUGGCUAAAACAAUUCGUACCAUCAACGAAACAUGGGCUCGGGGACAGGAUAUCAAUUUCAUGGCAUCACAGUUGCGCAUGGGUAGCUACAGUGAUCUUAAUAUUUAUCUGCACCUAAACCUUACAGGUGGUGCAGCGGGGGUGUGCACAAUCCCCGUUCCCGUCAACGGCGCCGGGACUUACAACUUCGAUGGCUGUCAGAUUCUCACUAGCUCGCUCCCUGAUGAUGCCCCAUACACCGGAUUGAACGACGGCAAGGCGGGGGUACACGAGGUCGGGCACUGGUUUGGAUUGUUCCAUACAUUCGAAAACGGCUGUAAUUCUCCCGGUGACUACGUUGAUGACACCCCUUCCGAGGCCUUGCCACCGGGUCGAGGAUGCGAGAUCCGCAACUCGUGCCCUGGCCAACCUGGCAAUGACCCCAUCCACAACCACAUGAGCUACACGGGCAGUGACUGUCACACUGAGUUUACGCUCGGCCAGCAGAUCCGCAUGCACAACCAGUGGGCCGUGUACCGCGCUGGCAGAUAA
This is a messenger RNA of Xylaria bambusicola, 807 nucleotides long. RefSeq lists its product as uncharacterized. The record is from RefSeq and is a predicted model, not a curated record. Lineage: Eukaryota; Fungi; Ascomycota; Sordariomycetes; Xylariales; Xylariaceae. The transcript has 5 exons. The coding region runs from base 1 to 807 and encodes 268 amino acids. Gene Ontology annotation, molecular function: metallopeptidase activity.